GAGGAGGGUGAGUAACAAGAUGGUGGCGGCGGCCUGAGAGCCCCGGAGCGCGAGCGGGCGGGCAGUGCAUCCCCGGCACCAUGGACCCGGCGUGCGGUGCCAUUGUGCACGUGGACUUCCCGGAGAUCACCAGCGCCCUGCUGGAGAACCUGAACCAGCAGCGGGUGGAGGGCAAGCUGUGCGACAUCUCCAUCCACGUGCAGGGCCGGGUGUUCCGGGCCCACCGGGCCGUGCUGGCCGCCUCCUCGCCCUACUUCCACGACCAGGUGCUGCUGAAGAACAUGACGUCCAUCGUGCUGCCCAACGUCAUGGACCCGGGUGCCUUCGAGACGGUGCUGGGCUCCGCGUAUACCGGCAAGCUGAGCAUGGCCUCAGACGAGAUCGUCAAUUUUCUCACCGUGGGCAGCGUGCUGCAGAUGUGGCACAUUGUGGACAAGUGCACGGAGCUGCUCAAGGAGGGGCGCGGCACUGCCGGCCCCUCACCUUCCUCCUCCUUCCGCGCCCACUCCAGCCGCACCAGCGAGAACCAGUCCCCCAGCAGCAGUAACUACUUCAGCCCCCGGGAGACUGGUGAGGGGCUGGAGCACGGGCCUGCCAAGUAUGCACUGCGAGGGGCGGCGGGCGGCAUAGAGCGGGACGGAUCGGAGGGGCCGGACGAGGAGGUGAUCUUCCAGGCCGAGAAGGGUCCUACCCGCUGCCCCGAGCCCUUCUCCGGCGGCAGCAAGUUCAUCCUGGAGACAGACGAUGAUGUGAGUGACAGCGGCGGGGAUGGGGGCAGUGGUGGGGGCGGGGGGCGGCGCCCAGCCUACGUGCAGCCCAGCAUCAUGCCCCAGAAGCAGUGGGUGUACAUCAAGAAGGAGCGGUCCCAGGAGGACUUGGUGCUGACAUGCGAGGAGGACGAGGACCCGGUGGAGGUGGGGCCGGCCCCCGGUGAGCCCCCCCUCAGCAUCAGUGACGUGCGUACGCUGACCGAGCCUUCCAGGGCCAAGCUGGAGGAGCAGGUCAACUUCUGCGAGUCCUCGGAGGACUUCCCCUCGCCCUACGAGGGGCUGGAGGAGGGGCCGGGCGGCGGCAGCAACUUUGCCCAGCGCUCCCUCAUGCCCAUGGACAUGCAGGGCAACCAGAUCCUGGUCUUCCCCCCCCAGGCCCCCGUGGAGCACGGGGCCGUGCAGCUGGCGGCCGGCUCGGGCGAUGGCAACAAGAUCUUCAUGUGCCACUGCGGCAAGGCCUUCUCCCACAAGAGCAUGCGCGACCGGCACGUCAACAUGCACCUCAACCUGCGCCCCUUCGACUGCCCUGUCUGCAACAAGAAGUUCAAGAUGAAGCACCACCUGACGGAGCACAUGAAGACGCACACCGGCCUCAAGCCCUACGAGUGCGACGUCUGCGCCAAGAAGUUCAUGUGGCGAGACAGCUUCAUGCGCCACAAGGGGCACUGCGAGCGGCGCCACCGCCUGGCCGGGGCAGGCGGGGGACCCAAGAAGGAGCCCGUGGCGGCAGGCGGGGCAGGGGAGGGCGACUGGGCGGCGCUACGGGAGCCCCAGGCUGCCGGGAGGUCUCCACGCAGUGAACUGGGCUUCAGCGGGGGGAGCGGGGCGAAGAUGUGA
Emys orbicularis (European pond turtle) is the source of this 1607-nucleotide messenger RNA. RefSeq names its product zinc finger and BTB domain containing 22 (gene ZBTB22). Lineage: Eukaryota; Metazoa; Chordata; Testudines; Emydidae. The coding region runs from base 81 to 1607 and encodes 508 amino acids. Gene Ontology annotation, molecular function: RNA polymerase II cis-regulatory region sequence-specific DNA binding; DNA-binding transcription factor activity, RNA polymerase II-specific; protein binding. The record is from RefSeq and is a predicted model, not a curated record. Gene Ontology annotation, biological process: regulation of transcription by RNA polymerase II. The transcript is spliced from 2 exons.